GGCAUACGCGGCGAUCUUAUAAUUAAUUGUAUAACGAACAAAUAAUAGAAACAUGAAUAUAUUCCGUUUGCUUGGUGAUCUAUCCCACCUGUUAGCUAUAAUAAUAUUGUUAUUAAAGAUUUGGAAAUCAAGAUCAUGUGCAGGGAUAUCAGGAAAGUCUCAGAUUCUGUUUUCAGUGGUAUACACGACACGUUAUUUGGAUCUACUUACAACUCAUGUGUCCCCGUAUAACACUGUCAUGAAGUUGGUGUUCAUCUUUACCUCCUAUGCAACUAUUUAUUUGAUGUAUGUCAAGUUUAAGGCCACCUAUGAUCACAACCAUGACACAUUCAGGAUUGAAUUUCUACUGAUCCCCACCUUUAUCUUGGCUUUAUUGAUAAACCAUGAGUUUACUGUUUUGGAGGUAUUGUGGACUUUUUCCAUUUAUUUGGAAUCUGUCGCUAUUCUACCUCAACUGUUCCUGGUUUCAAAAACAAGAGAGGCCGAAAGCAUUACCUCUCAUUAUCUGUUUGCUUUAGGUUCAUAUAGAGCUCUGUACCUCUUGAACUGGGUUUACCGUUAUGUUGUGGAGUCUCACUAUGAGUUGAUAGCGAUUAUCUCGGGUGUUGUGCAGACAAUUCUGUACUGUGAUUUCUUUUACCUUUACAUUACGAAAGUGUUGAAGGGAAAGAAACUACAGUUGCCAGCUUAAGUUUUUUGAUAAUAUCUGUUUAAAUGUUUUUGGUGUGAACCAAUAAAUUACCUAAGAUUUAGUUUGUAUAAACUUUGUCUGUUUUGUGCUAUUGUGAAAUUGUUUAUUAACUAAUCACAAUGUAUGAUUGUAAUACUGCAACAAAAUGAAUGCAGUCACAAGCAAUAAAUAAUUAUUAUAUGGUAUUUAGGAUUUUUUAAUUUGGUACAACAAAUGUAAAAAAGGAUAAAAUUAUUACAAGAAAAUUCCUAGGAUUUCUUAUGUAUGUUUGAAGUACUAUGGACUAAUAUGUAUUUAAAAUUAUAAUUACGUAAGUGGUGGUACUUGAGGUAAGAAAAAAUGCAGUCAGUAAGUAUAUACACAAGUGUAGUUCAUUAACAUCAAAAGUAUGGCUGUUUGUGGCAUUCCAUUUUUAACUUCCUGUCCUGAUCAUUAAAUUCCCUAAAGUGGUAUGUACCAUAUUAUUUUGCCCUAAUAAUCGAUAAUUCAGAACUUGUCUGUUUUGUAAGUGUUUAAAGACACUUUAAUUUUCGUAUUCUGUAUUGGAAUAAAUUUAUAGAGUCAUAAUUGUUUUAUUUUUUAUAAUUGAGCCAUUUAACGAGAAAUUACUAGGUAGUAGUUUUCAGUUUGCCCUUAAAAUCUAUAAUAAGUUUAGUAAAUUGGACUCUGUAGCUGUGACAUUAUUGUAUGUGACUGCUUUUACAUUUUACGUAAAUUUAAAUAAAUGAGUACUUUCGUAUUAGAUUGACGAAUAAGUUCAAAAUAUUAUGAAUACCUUCAAUUAUGACUGGUUUUGCCAAUAUUUAUUUCUUAUAAUUACACAGGGUCAAUUUUUAGUGGUGAAUCAAAUAUUUUUCUUAGUUGAUCAUACAAUUACUUUCACUGGUAGUUAAAUAAUUAAAAUUUUGUUAUCUAAUUUAUUUUGAAUUAUUGGCAACAUUUCAUUAGGUUUCGCGUUUAUCACGACCACGACUAGAAUUUUGCUGGCUGCAUUUUGUUUUGGUGUGAACAAGAUUUGGUGUGGUGUACCAAGAGCAGCAAAGUACUAUUUUUUGUAUGUAAGUAUACAAAUGUAAUUCCGACGAGUUAAGUGAUCCGACUGCGGGACCAUGGAACACAACAGUAACACUGAUAGUAUUUCUUUUUAAUAAUUAAAUAGCUUAUUGAUUGUGACCAAUGUAAAUGGUUCGUCUUUGACUUUAUUGCGAAAUGCAGCUUCGAUUCACCAUUAAACAUUCACCCUAUAUAGGACUUAGAUAUAGGAUGAAUCCAUUAUAAACAAUUAAAAAAAAUCGCGUCUUCUAAAUCAAAGUAACAUUAAUUUAGACUAACACAAUAAUAUGUAUGUAUAAGGUAGAGCCGACUAGAGCCAAAUUUAGUAUUAUAAUAUAUUUUUUAUGUGUAUGAAUUUCAUAUUAUUUGUUGGAUUUGGUGUGCCUAUAAAUGAUAGGCAAACUACAUAAUAGGUUAAUGUAUGGAAGAUUUCCUAUCGGUAAUUUCUUCCAUACAUUGAUUUAAUACAAUAUAGUUUAAAUAAGGAUACGUUUUACUGUGUGCGCGUUUAUAUUUUUCAUUUAUUACUUUAAAAAAGAACGUAGCCAGUUUCGGGCGUGUUUAAUUUUAAUAAAAGUAAUUAAUAAAA
Bombyx mori (domestic silkworm) is the source of this 2333-nucleotide messenger RNA. RefSeq names its product KDEL endoplasmic reticulum protein retention receptor 2 (gene KdelR). The record is from RefSeq and is marked provisional. Gene Ontology annotation, cellular component: cis-Golgi network; endoplasmic reticulum; membrane. NCBI's taxonomy places the organism in Eukaryota, Metazoa, Arthropoda, Insecta, Lepidoptera, Bombycidae. Gene Ontology annotation, biological process: protein retention in ER lumen; endoplasmic reticulum to Golgi vesicle-mediated transport. Gene Ontology annotation, molecular function: ER lumen protein retrieval receptor activity.